Molecule: messenger RNA, 735 nt
Organism: Fonsecaea erecta
Lineage: Eukaryota; Fungi; Ascomycota; Eurotiomycetes; Chaetothyriales; Herpotrichiellaceae
Product: YjeF family domain-containing protein
Exons: 4
Coding region: 1-735 (244 amino acids)
Cellular component (GO): mitochondrion
Molecular function (GO): NAD(P)HX epimerase activity
Source: RefSeq, a predicted model, not a curated record
AUGACGCUCAAGACUCUGGGCCCAGAGAAGGCGGCAGAGCUCGAUAAGGAGCUCAUGAGCGAGGACGGAGGCUUCUCCAUCGAUCAGUUGAUGGAACUCGCCGGGUUGAGCUGUUCACAGGCAGUGUACAAAGUCCACCCGCCCUCCAAGGGGAAGAAUAUUCUCGUGGCCUGUGGACCUGGGAACAACGGAGGAGACGGCCUGGUCUGCGCACGCCAUCUGCACCACUACGGCUACAACCCAGAAAUCUACUACCCCAAACCCACCAACGCGCCCAUCUUCACGGGCUUGCAAAAGCAGCUCCGCCAUCUCCACAUCCCCUUCCUCACCACGACCGAGGAGUACCAGUCGUCGCUGAAAAAGGCCGACCUGGUCAUCGACGCCCUGUUCGGGUUUUCGUUCAAACCGCCGGUCCGCGCGCCCUUCGACACCGUGUUGCAGGCUAUGAUCGAGUCGAAAAAGCCCGUCUUGAGCGUCGACAUCCCUUCGUCGUGGGACGUGGCGUCCGGUCCGCCGGAACAGGGCCAGAUCGGACACGACUUCAUGCCCGACUACCUGAUCAGUCUCACGGCGGCGAAACCGAGCGUCAAGUUCUUCAAAGGGAAGAAACACUUCAUCGGCGGCCGUUUCCUGAGCAAGGAUGUCGCCGCCAAGUAUGGCCUUGAUGUACCGCACUAUCAAGGUAUCGAUCAGAUCGCAGAGGUGGACGUGGACGCCCCCGUCGAGAAGUUGUGA